ACUGUAUUCGUGCGACUCAUUCACCUUUCAUUUAUAAUAAUGUCUAUAUAUAUACAUAUACCAACACUCUUUGGAGCCUGGCGCUCACUUCCCACCUACACAAACACUAGCAUAAACAUGGUGAGGCAAUGGAAGGAGGCAACCACCGUGGGCGGUGAUGGCGAUGGUAUCAGCUACAGUUGUCUAAUGUUAGUGUUGUGGGUGGGUUUGUUAACUCUUUCUAUAGUUUCAGCCAUAAUAUUUUCUUGCGCACAAGGCAUGUCUAAAGAGAAUAAGUCUGCAGAAGUUGAUGAAACCCUUUACGGUGGCGGAUGCGGUGCUGGAUGUGGAGCAGCCUGCGGUGGUUGAUUAGUUUCACAGAAAUAAGGAACUUCCCAUUUUGUGUUAUGUGAUUCUUGCUUGGAAUAUUAAUAGAGCCAUCAGUUUUGAGAAGCUAAGGCAAAGGUGUUGCCCUAACCAAAUCGUUGAAGAGAAUUUUCAACUCUUCGUUUGUAUUUUUCCUUGAGUUUGAUUCUUGUAACUCUGCAAUUUUCUUCCUUCCCUAACAAAUAGAGAGAAAAAAAUAAUGUUAAUUAAAUUUAUUCCGAUAA
Molecule: messenger RNA, 590 nt
Organism: Manihot esculenta (cassava)
Lineage: Eukaryota; Viridiplantae; Streptophyta; Magnoliopsida; Malpighiales; Euphorbiaceae
Exons: 1
Coding region: 40-348 (102 amino acids)
Source: RefSeq, a predicted model, not a curated record